CACCGCCGCUACCGUCGCCAUCGCUGUCGUCAUCGUCGUCAUCGUCGUCAUUGUCGCGAUUGAUUGAUCUUUGCUAUGCGCCCCGAGCCGUGACUACUAUGAGAGGAUGAGUUGCUCGGUGAAGAUUUCUUGCGGCAAGAGCUGGGCCGGCUCGCAGCGCAGGAUCGGUUCCCUCGCGGAGGAGGCGAGCGCGUGCCCCGCGUCCGCGGUCAACUGCGCCGGCCUCCAGACCGUUCAGCCGAGCGCGACGUUGAACGCGACGUCGACCUCGAGCUCGACAAGCACGACGAUCAGCCCUACGACCGCCACCGUCACCGUAGCCUUCACCAACCCCAUCGUUAUCACCACCGGCACGAGCACCAUCACCGCCGCUACCGCCGCCGCCACCACCAGCAUCAACGUCAUCGCGACCGGCAACCAAAGGGUGGUCCCACCACGCCCCGUCAAGUCCAUCGCCGCGAAGAAGGGGGAGGACACCACGAAGCUGCUCAAGUAUAUCGACGACAACGUCAUCGGCAAGAAUGGCACGUUCUUUGGGCCAUUCGGCCGCAGGAAAGUGGUUUAUUGCGACUAUACUGCCUCGGGAAGGUCGCUACAAUUCCUCGAAGAUUACAUCGCGAAGGAGGUGCUGCCAUGUUUGGGCGACACUCGGGCAUCUACGUCCAUCUGCAGUCUGCAGUCCUCUCUCUUUAGGCAUGAGGCCAGAGACAUCGUCAGACAUGCGGUCGGGGCUAGCGAGCAGGAUGCGGUCCUGUUCACUGGUCAAGGCACCGCCGCUGCCCUUCGCACACUUUUACGGCACCUCGAUCUCUCAAAAUCCACCGUGGUCUUCGUGGGCCCGUUCGAGCAUCACGCCAACCUGAGGCCUUGGCGCGAGCUCGAUGUCAAGAUAGUACGAGUUUCCGAGACCCGGGAGGGCUUCUUGGAUCUGAAUGAUCUCGAACGAGGACUCGCGAGAAUGCGGAGCGAGGGCGUCGCACAAAUGAUCGGAUGCUUCAGCGCGGCCAGUUGCAUAACGGGGGUUUUGGCAGAUGACGUCGCGACGACCCUCUUGCUGCACCAAUAUGGCGCGCUUAGUGUGUGGGAUUACACCACUGCAGCGCCGUACGUCCAGAUCGACAUGAAUCCGCAUCUACCCGGGGUCGGGGAGACCGCGGUGCACAAGGACGCGAUUAUCUUCGCGGGUCACAAAUUUAUCGGCGGCGUGCAAUCGCCCGGUAUUCUGGUGACGAAACGAUGGCUUCUGCGGGACGACGUCGAGGCGGAGGACAUGAGGGACUCCCAUCGCUAUCACCGUGAUCCCGAGCUACGGGAUGAGAGCGGAACCGCCGGCGUGGUCGAGAGCAUCCGAUGCGGACUGGUGGUCCAGCUGAAGGAAAACGUCACGACGAGGGCGAUCAUCGCGCGACAGGACAAGAUCUCACGACAAGUCUUGGCUCAUGUGCGCACCAUUCCGGAAUUGAUCCUACUUGGCAGCUCGUCGCAGAACGUGAAGCGAUUGCCCAUCUUCUCGUUCAUGGUGCGCCAUCCUCGCGGCAAGUUCCUCCAUCAUAACUUCGUCUGCGCUGUCCUGAACGACGUCUUCGGCAUCCAGGCACGAGGAGGGUGCGCGUGCACGGGUCGUUAUGCUCAUCAUUUGAUGGGGAUCGAUCGGCAACUUGCGAAAGAAUAUGAAAGCAUCCUCUUGGAAGGACAACGGACUGGUGUGGAGGAGAUCAACGCGGAAGGCCUCAGACCGGGCUUCGCCAGGCUGUCCUUCCCUUACUUUAUGAGCGAGGCGGAGGUCGCCUUCGUGUUGGAAGCUCUCAAGAUGGUAGCUACCGAAGGGUGGAAGCUGCUGCCGCAGUACGUAUUGAAUCCCGAUACCGGCGAAUGGCGGCAUCACACCAAUAGCGUCUUCAAGGAGCGCAAGUGGUUGGGCGCGAUCAGGUACACGGACGGAAAGAUGAACGCCACGGAGAGACGGGCUUCCGGCCCCGGUGUUUUCCCGCAGACCUAUGGCGACUGCCUGCAGACCGCUCGGAACAUCUUCAAUCGCGCCCGCAAAAUGGCUCAGCGAUGUCCGCUGCAGAUCGACAAGAGUUUCAACUUCCUGUGCGGGCGCAUGGAAGCGUUACGCUGGUUCAUGCUGCCAAGCGAGGCGCAGGAUCUCCUCCUGGGUAACUCGCAGAACGUCAAGCAGGACGUGCCGUUUAAUCCGUUGCUAGCCUGGAACAGAUACAGCCACACGAGCACCGCCGCCAGUUGUCACGACAGUCUGGUGAACUGCCUUACGCUGACGAACGGCAUGAGGCGGCUGAAUAGCGACAUUCCGCGUACGGGCAACGCGCCCAUCUCGACGAUCUCACCGAGGCAUCGAAGCCUACCGGCGCUGAGCACGGUGCGUCGUACUCUGAUGACGACGGCGGAGCUGAGCCAACCAUCGUCGUCGAGCAACAGCGAGGAGGAGAGUCCGAAUCAAAACGAACCUUUCUCCGGCGGGCAUCGAUCGCCCGCCACGUGUCCAAACUCACCGAUGCCAGUUAGAUUCGCGGUGGGCGAGGCUGUGACCACCCUGGGAUCAAUAUCCCGCACGACCGCUCGACCGACGAAAGAGCAGAGGGAGCCAACGGAGGCCACCAAUGCCGGACGCGCGAGAUGCAACUCCCUAGGUAGCACCACCGACGGAUGCAGCGUACCGGGAAAUCGCAUCACAGGUGCCACGACGACGUCCUCGCCGAUCCCGCCGCUUCCUCUGAGUCCGCAGACUCUGACCAGUUUGGGACUGAGCACGUCGAACGGUACGUCGAAGCACAGACGUCUUCACUGCAGCUGCAGCAGUCAGACGGAAUUGAACUCUUUGGAAUUAGAUUCCGCCGCCAGUCCGAGUCACUCGACCUCUUUCUUGAAUUACAAUCACAAUCCGGCGUCACCGCCGUCUUCGUAUUCCUCGACCAGCGAUUACACCGAAAGGCUAGUAGGCGGAGGUAGAUCAUCGCCUAUCUCGACGAAUAUGAGCCAACGUUCCGAGGAUGACCUGAGCGCGUACGUGAAAGAGAUGACCAAAGAAUUAGCGACGGAGAUCAAGUCGGAGAUUCGCGAGGUGAUCUCCAAAGUGGAUGACGCCCUGUCGGAGACAAAUACAUCCGAGAACACGCCGCAGCAUCACUCGCGGGCUCAGAGCAUUAGCGUUAAUCAAACAUACGUAGAGGACAAGCAGUCGAGGCACGAUUCGUUCACAGCUAGCGACAUUGCCGAAUACUUGAUGGAAUUCUCGAAGGAAAUGGCGAGCGAAGUAAAAUCUGAGAUAAGAUGCAUGGUGAACGCCGUUGACGGACUUCAUAGGUACUCGCCAGACGUCUCCACGUCGGACGUUUCUUCGAGCGGAUGUGGUUCGCCCGAUCGAGGGAGAAUCGUGCUUCCCUCAUCGGCGUCUCCGCGUCUUUCGAUGUCCAGAAAAAGUGGUUCGAUUGAGAUCACCAACAAGGUCGGCGAGCUGUCGCAGCAGGAGAGUAAAAUGUCCAGCGAGUGCUCCUCGGACGAGACGGUCAUUUACGUCAUGAAACCGUCCGAGAACGAGCAGAUUGUGCGCACUCGCACAAAGACAGAGGAUGAGGAAGUGGAGAACGACGUGGACGAUUACGUGGACGAUGAUUCGCAAGAGGGACGUAACGGCCUCGACAUCGACGCCCGGAAGGUUCUGCCAAAGAUCUAUUCGGCCGUGAACUCGGUCAGCUCUCAGGAUAGCGGCAUAAACAUGUCCUUUCAAGAGAGCGACAAGUCGAUAGACUCGCUGGAUUUGAAACGGAGUAGCAGUGCCGAAUCCAAUUCCGCGCACAGUCACGGACGGAAACCCAGGACGACGUCGAUGAUGAGUCUAUCGACCAAGUGCACCAGCAAGGUGCGUCAGAACGACAAUCUCUCGGAGGAUGAGGAGUACACGGGCGAUCUGCGAGAGGAAGAGGGCGAUGGCCAGGAAAAUAAUGUUGACGACAACGAGUCCAGACUCGAGUUCCCGCGAACUCAGUGGCACUGUCCACCGAAGAACAUCUGGAAACCUUCGGUGGAAGCUAUGCAAGAAUUUGACAUGAUUCGAGACAGUGACAAGGUCUUGGUCUGCCUGUCAGCCAAUGGCAAGGACUCGCUUUCCCUUCUGCAUACUCUACAUCAGUACAGAUUUUACGUCAGGUCAAAGGGAAUCGAUUUUGAAAUCGGUGCGGCUACCGUCGACGUAGGUGGCUCCGACCCCAUGGAAUUGAUGAGUUAUUUGAAGGCUCUUGAGAUUCCCUAUUUUUACGAGGAACAAGUGACGGAUUCAGCCAAUGUCAAUGUCGACAAUCCGUUGGACGCUAGCGUCGCCAGCGGGACCUGCAGUUUCUGCGACAAGUCCGUCAGAACCCAAUUAUACUCUUUGGCAAAACGAAACGGAUAUAACGUAUUGGCGCUCGGUCAACAUUUGGACGAUCUCACGGAGAGCUUUCUCGUGUCGGUAUUCCACGGUGGCGUAUUGAAAACUAUGAAGGCUCACUAUUACAUACGUCGAGAGGAUCUCAGGGUCGUCAGACCGUUUAUCUACGUGCGAGAAAAGGCACUAAAACAGUUUGCCGAGAGCAAGAAGCUGUCUAUCUCGCGAGAUUCACGAACUUUGUCCGAGAAACAAAACAGAACGAAGGAAUUGAUGCUCCAACAAGAACGCGCAUAUCCUCGCCUGCACUGGUCCGUGCGCACAGCUCUGCGGCCCUUGAUAACCGUUAACCACAGGCAAAUUGGCGCCUUUGAUUUGGCCUGCAGCGGCAACAGCGGUAAUAGUCCUAGCAGCAGCAGCAGCAGCACUAACAGCAGCAUAAGUAGCACCUGCAGCAGCAACAGUGGCGGCGGCAACGUCAACAAUCAACAGAAACGGCACCGGAGAACCAAGGCGAAUCCCUCGGCGAACGCUUCCUCCCAGCGAGUCGACGAGAACGACGAGACCGACGAAGAGCCCGUGCUCUGAGAAGGGCCCACCGCGAGAUGGGACCCCGAUCGUCCCGCGGUCCCAUCCUCGCGUCUCCGUCGCAGGCAUCCGACGUCGACGUAUGCUCUCGUUCGAAGACGAUUGCGCUUCGCGGCCGCGGGCGCCGCCGCCAGAAUGAACGAUCAAAAAUGCGCCGAGAACGGUAAUUGAGCGACAAUAGCGAGCAGGCGGAAGAUUUUGCGAGGGAGGAUUUUUCUUCAAGAAUUUUGCCCCUGUCUCUGAACGUUAUUCGCGAGUGUACGCUUUGCGCAUCGCGAGAUAUUAACGCGGGAUAGUUGCCGCAUCUUGAACUACGUCUAGAGAUUGUUGCAGUGAAUAAUUGUCGAAUACUCGACGGAGUCUUGAUUAUUAGGCGAUUAUAUCUCGAAUCUUGGAUGAAGAAAUAUUACUUUCUUGUAAUUCGAUAGACUUUUCGAUAUACGUUUUUGAAGGAGAAAAGACGCGGCCGGCAGAAAUGCCACUUACUUAAGCGGUGAUAAUGUAAGGACUAUGUAAGCGUGAAUUUUUUUCUGCUUACAACGAAUAAGGACAUGCUGAAUCAUGGCAUAUCGGCAGCCGACUGUUGCGAUUGGCUGUUUUACGGAGAUACGACACGAUGAUAAUUGAUCGAUGACGAGUUGAUUAGGGACAGAAUGGUCGACGAGCGUGACGUACUGUCACAUUGUUACGUCAAUCGCGUGUUAUAUUGUUGGCACGGAACGAUAAACGGACCGUCGCCACGCGAUAUACGAUUAAGAAACGCGAUACACUUGAGAGACGCGAUAUGCUUGAGAGACGCGAUAAGCAUUAGCUGCUUAACACUGAUACAGAUAUUAUGUGUUACGUAUCUUAGAGAAGAAGUCAUGCAGCGAGGAGAGAAAGUAGAAGGCAGUUUCACGUGCAAGUCAAAAUCUCGCCCGCUCCUGCGGAAGAGAAUUGAGUCGCGCGCGACGCAGAGUAUACCUUUUUUUAUAUACAUAUAUUUUUCAUUUGAUAUAUUGUCUUUGACAUCGCUCUGAUAGCUACGAUUAUUAAGUCGAGAAGUUUUAUAAGCAGUCUAGGCUCCCUCGAUCGAAUCCUUUUCUAUUUCUCGACUUCCCCGACGAUACGACUUGACGACAGGCCCAUUUCUUUGCGGUCAAAUAAAUGUGUCUUUCAGAUGGUCUGUCGGGAAUGUCAUCUUAGGCGGAUUGGUAUAACUACCGUUGCAUUAUUCGAUUAAUCCGCUUUAAAAAGAAAAAAAAAAAACUUGAUCGAACAUUUCGUUUCGAGAGGACCACAUCGAGAGGUAAAGGCUGCGAUGAACUCUCACCUGCAUGAACUUCUACUUCGAGAGAAAGGAGAGACAUUCACGCAUGCACAUGACGCGUAAAAGAUUAAGCUUCUCUCGAAUAAAGCGUAUUAAGACAUUGGAGACUGUCUAAAUAUUCCCAAGUGACGUGUAAAAGUCCAUUGAGACGUCUGACAAAUGAGUAAGACACGUCUGAAAAAUUAUAAAGUCUUGUCCCCCGCAUUGAUGGGACAAAUACGACAGAGGCUUAUAAUAAAAUAUUAAUUUAAGCAUAUGUUGGAAGGAACAAAUUUUUCGUUUCUACCCGACAAGAUUAUAUGAAUGGCGAUCUCCAAUGUUUCAAGCUGCAAAACAAAGGCUCUUUCCUCUUAACUGGCAUUGCCAAAAAACACGAUGACACAAUAAAACUGCGCUUUUUUUCACCGUAA
Messenger RNA from Pogonomyrmex barbatus (red harvester ant), 6691 nucleotides. RefSeq lists its product as uncharacterized. NCBI's taxonomy places the organism in Eukaryota, Metazoa, Arthropoda, Insecta, Hymenoptera, Formicidae. The record is from RefSeq and is a predicted model, not a curated record.